This is a messenger RNA of Cryptotermes secundus, 1588 nucleotides long. RefSeq lists its product as uncharacterized. Lineage: Eukaryota; Metazoa; Arthropoda; Insecta; Blattodea; Kalotermitidae. The record is from RefSeq and is a predicted model, not a curated record.
AUAUCAAAUUCUGAAUUGAAACAUAUUCUUAAGGAAACUGAGUUUCCCUUUUGUGCCCGGAUAGCUCUUGGUCGUGUUGAAGAGAUGUGUACAACCCAGAAUAUUGGUCGUACCUCUGGAGCUAAACAUGUGGACAUUUCAAUGGAAAUCAUCUCAGAGUUUGUUUUUUGUGAAGUAGACAGAAGGGGUAGUAGAAAGAGGAGACUAAACUGUAUUCAGGAGCUGCAGCUGCUUGAGGUGCUGUGUGAUUUCUUCACAUCCAGUGUAAUCGGUGGUGAAGCAGUAAGAAAUAUGGUGUUCAUGUCUCUGUUCCCUCCAACGCAUAGUGAUCGCUCUCGACUGCUCAUUAAACUUGUCUCCAUGGCCAGCUCUACCAAAAAUGUGCCAGUCCUCACUGCCACAGGAAUGUGGAUGCAGAAACUAGGCUGCACUUCCAAAUACAGUCUCGAUUUGGCGCAAGGACUUGUGAAAGAUUACUUUGUACUUAUUCCAAAGGCUGUGAGUGGCCUCCAAGAUUUACCACAGCUUGCACCACAAUUCACAGCAAAUUUCCUGACAGCUGUAGCUGAGAUGUAUGGUGUUGUUGAGAAGAGGCACAUCUUCAGCCCCCCACCUGACACAUUGCUGGAAGUGAUCACACAGUGGGUGUCAGACAACCCCACCUUGUGUCUUGCAGCCCUGAUGGUAAACCUUCAGUUAGCUCUGCCACUCGGGGGAGUCCCAAUGGCUGCCAUAACACCAUUUGCUGGUUUGUUCAAGUGGUGUAUCCUUGCCCCACUGCAUUAUGUGAGUCAGACAAGCACCAGUGACAUUCCUACCUCUGACUGUAACUCUUCAGAAUCUCCUUUGUAUUCUCGCCUUCACUUGGCAUUGUUGGAGAGUUUGUUGGAGUGUUAUGCACCUUCUCCUGGACUCCAUUGUGCAGAUGCAUCUGCCACUGAAAACAUAUCUGCCCAGCAUAUUGCUGCAAUCAUAGAGCCUAUCGUCAGAUGGCUGAAGGAUCGUACAAGAAUGGAGAAUGAAUCAGCACGAAUUAGGGGUGAACUUGCAUUGCACAUGGCUCUUGACAGGCUUGCACAGGUCAUACAAGUGGCCCUAGUCACCCACUCUGUGUAUGGAAACAUACAAGAACUUUUCAGUCAACUGGAAAUGCUGCCAGAAAAUAGACUCCUACAAAUUGUAAUAAAUACACACAGAAAUUUAUGAAAGUGGAUGUGGUGGUGUGUUAAAUGCACUGACUACAUAUGCUGAAGCCAAGUACUGCACCAUAUACUGUGAUGAGAUUCUAUCAGACUGUUUGAAUCUGUGUGUAUGUUUGUGCAUAGUAUCGAAUGCUAUAAAGCAGCAAGAUAAGUGCACAUGUGCAGACAUUUUCACUAUACUGCUUUUCAGAAAACAUGGUAUGGAAGGAACGCUGAUGUUAAAAGUAACAAGGCAACUGUGAACAAAUGUAGCACACUUUUACAGUGAAACUGCCAUUGAGGCGUCUUUUUGCAGCAUUGGAUAUGAACACUAAGCUGACGGAAAUUUUUAAAUGGAGGAGUGAUCAUUGAAAUUGGACAAUAAAUAAGGGAAGACCUUAAAUCUA